UUAAAAAAAAUGAACAUUGUUUGUGUAAUACUUUUUUACGGUGACUAAUUGUAACACUUGGUAUUAACCAAACUUACUAUUGAUGAAUAUGCUAAAAUGGAAGCCUCCUGUAGCUUGAACAAUGAAAUGUCCAUAAUCUACUAGUUUAUACGUGGACUGUACACCUUCCAUGGAUUGCAACCUGUUGCAAACAAAAGGCUCCACCAAAACUUAUAUUUUUUCUUUCUUUCAAGAAGAGUGUAUUUUGACGUUUUUAUGGGAGUGCAUAGACUAUUUAUUAAACACAGUUUAAAGAAAAAUAAUUGGCAUUUGGCAAGAAUAUAAAUAAAGUAAACAAGGAAAUCAAAUAUUAAUUUAGUUAGCUAAAGAGAUACAGAGUGAAAUCCGUUUUGGAUUUUCCUUCUAUUUAAGCCCCUCUCCACUUCCUCAAAGCAAAGCCCCACUUAUCAUGCGGCCCGUGACUAAACUUGUCUCUCUGACUCUCUGUUCCUCUCUGGCCGUUUCCUUUUCUCCCCGCGAGGAAAGCAAAGCACGAUCUGCUGAGAGUGUGUAAUUAAGCUGAGGUACCCAAGAAAGAAAGAAGGGGGAAAUGGGGAAAGGCAGAGCGCCGUGCUGCGACAAGAACCAAGUGAAGAGAGGCCCAUGGAGCCCUGCAGAGGACCUCAGGCUCAUGACUUUCAUUCAGAAACACGGCCAUGAAAACUGGAGAUCCCUACCCAAACAAGCUGGUCAGUCACCUUCUCCACCCUCGAUCUGCUUUUCUAUUCUCCGCAAAGGUUUCAACCCGUGGGUUGUCUGAGUACCCUCUGUCUGUCUUGCUCUGUUUUUCCCCCCUCCCCUGUUUUCUGGUCUUUUUCAUUGACAAAACCAGAAUUCUCUGUUUCUUCUGGAUUUUGAAUUUCAUUUCCUUUUCUCAUUUUUGGUAAGGUAUUUGAUAGGAUCAAUAUUUCCUCCAUUUUUUGGCUGGUAAUAAAUAAAAUGCACUGUUUCAGAAAUUAGGAAUACAAGAUAAUAUAAUUUCCAAAAACAAAUAUGCAAAAUCUAGCAAGUCAUUAUGGUAUUUAACGCAACGCACAGAAUACACAAAAGGGCAAAUGAAUCAAAAUUAUGAGUUGAGUUGCUAGUCCUAAAGACUUUAUUGUAUAAGAUGGUCACAUCUUUGAAAAAAGUUUCCCCCAUCUCCAUGACUAGUCUGAACCGUCGCAUCAUCUUGGAGAUUUUGUGGAUAAAUGUCCAUAUUAUUAUUACUUAUUAGCCUCCAAAGUCCAACCCAAUACUAGUACCACACAGUUUUAGCGACAACAUCAAAAUCGUCACUAAUAACCUUUUGUUCGUUUUUCUUUUCGCAAGUUUAUCCUGUUUAACACGCAUGCAUUCUUUUAAUUUCCAUGUGGAAAACCCAAACAAGUAGACAAGAUUCCUAAUUCAAAUUAGUGGUUCAACAAUGAAAUCAUUAAUUCAUAUUUCAAUAUAUAGUAACACUAUACUUGGUUGGUCAUAUAUAAAUCCUAAUUAUAUAUUUGUAUUCGUAACAGGACUAUCGCGAUGUGGGAAGAGUUGUCGUCUGAGAUGGAUUAAUUACCUAAGACCAGAUGUAAAGCGUGGCAACUUCACCCAAGAGGAAGAAGACUCCAUUAUCCGUCUCCAUCGUGAGCUUGGCAACAAGUAAGCUAAUUAGCUAACCUUGCUUUAUCUCCCUUUUCUUAUACUUCAUGACCUCAUGUCUUACGUGAUUAUCAAACAAAGGAUCCACUCUUAACAAGAUUGUCAUAUGUGUUUUUCAGGUGGUCAAAAAUUGCAUCUCAUUUGCCGGGGAGAACUGACAAUGAGAUAAAAAAUGUGUGGAACACUCACUUGAAAAAAAGAGUAUCGUCAUCUAACAAGAAAAAUGUUGAAGUAAUGACUAAGCAGUCUUCGCCGACCUCCUCAUCUUCAUCCUCCUCCUUUUCCACCACCACAACCUCGUCUGGCAAAAGGAAUGUUCAAGCAACAAUUGAUAUCGGUGAUCAACAAAGGAAAAGGCAGAGAACUCAUUUGUUGAAUGAGGAUGAAGAGGAAGAAGAAGUGGUGAACGAGGAAGACAUUCAAAACAACAACGAGGAUGAGAUGAAUAAUGAUUAUGAAUUCAAAUCAUUGCCAAAGGACAUUUUGACUUCCUCGGCUUCAUCCUUUCCGAUGAAUUCCUCCAGCCUGAUUGAUAAUGUCAUGUCGAUGGAUUCGAUUUUUAGCUUGGGUGAAUCGGUUGGUAACGUCUAUGAUGUAUUGGAAGAGGUGAGCCGACCCGGAGUUGAGGACUUCACCCUUGAGAUUCCUUUGGAAUCCGACAUGGAGUUCUGGAACUUGUUGGAUGGGCUAACGGAAUCUAGUGGCAACGACGGUGAAAAUGUAGCUUGUUUGUCUGAUGACCAGCUGGGAGUUCAGGAGGUGGAUGAUGACAAGAAAAAGUGGUUGCGAUACUUGGAAACUGAAUUGGGUCUAGAGGAAAUCAACAACGAUACUAGAAACCCAGAAGACAACCUUACAAUUCCCCAAGUGUCAGGAGAGGGAAACAUACAGGUUUUAUACGACGAUGAAUCACUCCCUCCACAUGAAAAUAAAGCAGAAUCUGAAGAGAAUCCAACAGGUCCAAACCAGCCGCAUACUCAAGAUAUUUAACUCAAGUAUGGAGUGUUCUUAAUAGGAGUGUCUUGGAUCGAAUCAAAGAGCAAACUCAAUCGAUUCAAAAUGAACUGUACAAUACUAGGAAAAAAAAUAGUGAUACAGUUUGUUAAUUAACUAUGUUCAACAACAGAACCAAAUGUAGACAGCAUAUAUGAAUUGUGACAUGCUCCUAAGUCCUAACCUGUGAAAUUUGUAGCCAAGCUAAAGAAAGAAUUUACAGCAAGUUGUUAAAAAGAAAUACAGUCGCUUUUCCCUGUAUUUUGAUGGUAAAGUUCGAGGAUGAGCUCCAAUUGCAAAGCAAUAUAUACUUAUUAUAUUUAGCGACCACUGAUGUUCUUUAUUUUCCUUUCAAUUUCAGAUUUGGUGGUGGUAGGUGGGUAGGUAAAAAAAGAGUCCUUUAUGCUUAAACUUACAAACGACCUUUUCAACUGUCGGCCAAAAAAAUUUGAUGGGAUCGCCUGACUUAUCAUCUACUACUUGCCCUCCUCUGGUCACACAAGUGAUGUUAAUAACAAACACAAGAUAAUUUU
Molecule: messenger RNA, 3191 nt
Organism: Linum trigynum
Lineage: Eukaryota; Viridiplantae; Streptophyta; Magnoliopsida; Malpighiales; Linaceae
Source: the annotation of a GenBank genome assembly